AGCUUUUGCUGUUAUUUUUCUUGCUUAAUUGUACUUUUAGAAUGUGUUGCAGGCCAAUAAAAAGGCCAGGCAAAGGUAUUUAAGUUACUGUAUGUUCUUGAUGCUGAUCUUAACCUUAAGUAUUGAUAAGAUCUUAAGUAUUGUACAAUGCUUCAUUCGACAAAAUAUUACAUUAUACUUUAUUUUUGAAAGGAUGGACCGGAUAUGAGGAAGUGGUGACUAUUUUAAUGGCGGAAGUAGACCGAGACCUUUUUUUUUAUUAUUUAAAGGUUUAAAGGACAGCGUUUGUGUACGUAACUGCGAUAGAUAGACUGGUUGAUUAAGUAAUUGCGCAAGUGUUCGGCCAAAUAUGACCGAGAAAUGAACAUUUAUUUUGAAAACUAUCGGAUAUGCUUCAGUUUUGACUAAUUUAAUGGCGAAAGUAUACCUUUUCAUCAGAUUGUGAUAGAGGAAAUAUGUUUCUAAAUGUAACUAAUGUUGUGACAAAUAUAUAAAUCGAUAGAUGGAAAGGUAGAUUUAUUGACUGAGAAAGUAAUUGUACUUUUAUUCAACAAAAUGGCAAUUGGGUUUUGUUUUGAAAGGAAAUGCCGGAUAUACGGAAGUGUUGACUAAGUUAAAGGCGGAAGUAGAGGUGACCGUCAAACAUUCAAGCAGAGUAUCGGUUUUGACAAUGGUCUUAAAACAGUGUCACGUGCGUUUCAAAGUUUUUGCUCUCAAACACAAUGAAAAGCGGUUCACCCUGGCUAAAACUCAAGACGGAGCCAACUUUUUCUCGACGGAACGAAGUUGUACAUACGUCAAUGGCUGGUCGAGUUUCCCGAGUUCUUCAUCCGGCAACCAUCGUAAGAUGCGACAAGCUGGACUCAGAGCGGUGAACCUGUCUGCAAGAGAGCAGACUUCUGUCAGCACCAUCCAGUUCGACGUAAAACCUGAUGUUCCCAAAGUCCGGAAGCUGUUCUUUGAUACGCAUGCGGUGGUUCGACUCCUUGAGGAAAAUGGCUUCACCACUCAGCAGGCUGAGGCGCUGGUUAAGGUGCUCGUGAAGAUGACCAGCUCCAACAUGGACGCCAUCUACAGUGACAUGGUAACCAAAGUACAGCAGGAGAUUAUGUUGCAGCGUGUGAUGUCCCAAAUAGCAGCCUUAAAGAAGGAUAUGAUCAUCCUGGAGAAGAGCGAGUUUUCCACAUUAUUGGCGGAGAAUGAGAAGCUGAAGAUCGAGUUAUGGCAGCUUAAGGUCCAACUUGCUGAUGUAAUGAACAAAAUCCGCUCGGACACUGUUUUGGACAUGAACUUGGAGAAGAGCCGUGUGAAAGAACUGAAAGCAGAUCAUGAGCGGAAGCUUCUGGAAACACGGACUGAAAUUCUAGAAAUGACUGCCGAGCAAGACCGUCACCUGACUCAGACCAACAUGAAAAUAGACACUGAAGUGGCGGGUUUGAAAACCAUGCUGGAGUCGCAUAAACUGGACACUAUAAAAUACCUGGCGGGUUCAGUGUUCACGUGUCUCACCGUAGUUUUAGGUUUCUAUCGUAUUUGGAUGUAACCCGCACUCGAGUGAACUGCAGGUUGACCUUCAACACGUUCACUCACAACAUCUCUUUCAUCACUUACCUCAUUUUGAUGGACUCUCAGGAGGAAACGCACACAAUUCAGACUCCAGCAACUGUCUUCCAUUCAUGUUUGCAGGCCCAGAUGAGCAACGCUGUUCAGUGGAGUUGCAAAUGUAUUUUUACUUUUACUUGUAUGAAUAAAUAUGUCACAUUUACAGUGGGAGAAAUAAGUAAUUGGUCCCUGCUGAUUUUGGAAGUUGACCCCCUUAGAAAGAUGUGAACAGUCCAUAUUUUUGGUAGCGUUCUUUCACAGGAAAAUAGAAUAUCAUGAAAAAAGCAUAAAAAAAAGGUUGUAUUCAUGAAUUUAUAUUUGAUCAGAUGUAGUAUUGGUUCACUCGUCUCAACAGACACUCUCCAGAUCAAGACUGUUUUGAGGCUGUCGCUUGGCAACGUGACGUUUCAGCUUCCUCCAUAGAUUUUCUAUAGGAUUAUGUACAGACACUGGCUAGGCCACUCCAGGAUCUCAAUGUGUUGCUUCUUGAGUCACACUUUUGUUGUCUUUGCUGUAUGUUUUGGACCAUUGUCCGUCUUCCACGACCCAUCUGCAGGGAAAAUUGUUGACUGGUCAGGUCUUUGUGUGGGGUGUAAGCGUGCAGGGGAUCAAAUACUUAUCUCCACCACUGUGCAAGUGUGGUAUAUAUAUGGUGGUCGAGCAACAGACUGAAUUCAUCCGUAUGUAAAUCUGAUCUUAUUUUAACUUUGUUUUAUCUGUCAUUUUAUUGUAUGUGUAAUAAAAACUAUUGUAAUGUA
This is a messenger RNA of Dunckerocampus dactyliophorus (ringed pipefish), 2360 nucleotides long. RefSeq names its product mitochondrial calcium uniporter regulator 1 (gene mcur1). The record is from RefSeq and is a predicted model, not a curated record. Gene Ontology annotation, cellular component: mitochondrion; mitochondrial inner membrane. The transcript is spliced from 9 exons. Bases 671 to 1543 code for a protein of 290 amino acids. NCBI's taxonomy places the organism in Eukaryota, Metazoa, Chordata, Actinopteri, Syngnathiformes, Syngnathidae. Gene Ontology annotation, biological process: calcium import into the mitochondrion; positive regulation of mitochondrial calcium ion concentration.